GUGGAACUACUACUGCUGCUGCUGCUGCUGCUGCUGCUGCUGCUGCUGCUGCUGCUGCUGCUGCUGCUGCUGCUGCUGCUGCUGCUGCUGCUGCUGCUGCUGCUGCUGCUGCUGCUGCUGCUGCUGCUGCUGCUGCUGCUGCUGCUGCUGCUGCUGCUGCUGCUGCUGCUGCUGCUGCUGCUGCUGCUGCUGCUGCUGCUGCUGCUGCUGCUGCUGCUGCUGCUGCUGCUGCUGCUGCUGCUGCUGCUGCUGCUGCUGCUGCUGCUGCUGCUGCUGCUGCUGCUGCUGCUGCUGCUGCUGCUGCUGCUGCUGCUGCUGCUGCUGCUGCUGCUGCUGCUGCUGCUGCUGCUGCUGCUGCUGCUGCUGCUGCUGCUGCUGCUGCUGCUGCUGCUGCUGCUGCUGCUGCUGCUGCUGCUGCUGCUGCUGCUGCUGCUGCUGCUGCUGCUGCUGCUGCUGCUGCUGCUGCUGCUGCUGCUGCUGCUGCUGCUGCUGCUGCUGCUGCUGCUGCUGCUGCUGCUGCUGCUGCUGCUGCUGCUGCUGCUGCUGCUGCUGCUGCUGCUGCUGCUGCUGCUGCUGCUGCUGCUGCUGCUGCUGCUGCUGCUGCUGCUGCUGCUGCUGCUGCUGCUGCUGCUGCUGCUGCUGCUGCUGCUGCUGCUGCUGCUGCUGCUGCUGCUGCUGCUGCUGCUGCUGCUGCUGCUGCUGCUGCUGCUGCUGCUGCUGCUGCUGCUGCUGCUGCUGCUGCUGCUGCUGCUGCUGCUGCUGCUGCUGCUGCUGCUGCUGCUGCUGCUGCUGCUGCUGCUGCUGCUGCUGCUGCUGCUGCUGCUGCUGCUGCUGCUGCUGCUGCUGCUGCUGCUGCUGCUGCUGCUGCUGCUGCUGCUGCUGCUGCUGCUGCUGCUGCUGCUGCUGCUGCUGCUGCUGCUGCUGCUGCUGCUGCUGCUGCUGCUGCUGCUGCUGCUGCUGCUGCUGCUGAAGC
Dicrocoelium dendriticum is the source of this 973-nucleotide messenger RNA. The record is from the annotation of a GenBank genome assembly. NCBI's taxonomy places the organism in Eukaryota, Metazoa, Platyhelminthes, Trematoda, Plagiorchiida, Dicrocoeliidae.